GAUAAUUACCUAACCAGACUUAAAUUCUCAAAGAAUCAGAGGAGCUUCUUUGGCAUGUGACCUGCUUGAUCAGGAGCCAGGCUUUGUCCCUAGUUAUUUUUAUUUAUUUUUUUAAAGCAAAAUCUUUAUUCCUGCAGUUACAUUUUAUAUGUAUUUAUGGCACUGUUGGCAGUAACACAGCCUUUACAGAAUCCCCUGCCUUGAGAAUCAGUGUUUUACAGUGACUGUCUCCAUGACAGCAGUAUAACAACUAAAGCUUCAGCUUGCUGUUUCUGUAGCUGUGUAUGUGACAUAUAAUUGGUUGACUGAGUCUCCUUAGCAGCUGAUUGGCCUGAAGCAGAGUCACUCACAAUCCUCAUCCAACAAGUUCAGCUGCAUACAUAUUACACACUCUGUGCAGAGAGAUGUCAGAUUUAGCAGUUUUUUCUCCUUCCUUAUUUGAAUACUCUCUUACAUUAUACUAGAAAACAUUACUUCAUUCUCAGGUCAGUUUCUCUGUGUAAUUUAGCUUUAUACAGGUUUGAGAUCUCUUUAAAAUGGUUCUAAGUAAGAGAUUUUCUAAGGACAUCAGCUCAAUGCUCCCUUCAGUUGAAGAGGCUAAGGAUGCAGAAGAAGAGGAGUCCAGCCAAACUGUCUUAGGGGGGAUUGCUAGCAGACCACCCAGCAGACCUCUGCCAAAUCUGAGCCGUGGAAGUGUUGACAGCAGAACAAUCCCACGAUCUGCAAGAAUAAAACCAGACUUUGAAGAACAGGAAGAUGAUAAAUCAGUUGAGGUUCAGGACGCAAAAGAACAAUCACAAGUGGAGUCUUUAAAUAAAAGUUCAGAAAACCAGUUUGUCAGUUCUAAAGGAAAGGAGGAAGACUGGGACACAGAACUUGAAGAUGAAGAAGUCAAAGAAUCAUAUGAUUCCACUGGAAAAGCCAAAUAUUUAUCAGUUUGUCAGUUCUUUGGAGUGGUACCAGUUUCAUAUUACUUGCGCCACAUACAAGAUUCUGUGCUUGUAAUGAGGCAUCAUGGGCUUGGUUUAAAGGCUGUAAAAGCACUGGCUCUCUCUCUGAUGACCAACACAUCAAUUGUGAGUUUAGAUCUCAGUGAUAACUGGCUGGAAGGAGAUGGCGCUGCAGCGAUAGCCGACAUGCUGAAGGAAAAUUGCUACAUUUCAGAGAUUUAUCUAUCGGAUAACAGACUUGGACUGAAAGGCGCCAUUGCAUUAUCACAUAUGCUUGUUGAGAAUACAACACUGAGAAAAAUUAAUCUAUCCGGAAAUGAGUUUGAUGACCAAACUGCUCCUUAUUUAUCUGGUGCUUUAAUAAACAACCAAAAGCUGGAAUCCGUGGACCUCAGUCAUAACUUGUUUGGAGACAGAUCAGGUGAAAUUCUUGGUACAGCAAUUGCUGAAAACACAGGAAUGCUGGAGCUAAAUCUCAGCUGGAACUGCUUUCGUGGAAAAGGAGCCAUAGCUGUAGCAAAAGGCUUAGGGGCCAACAUUUUCCUCCGAGUGCUGGAUCUGUCAUAUAAUGGAUUUGGCAAUAAUGGAGCGGCAGCCUUAGGAGAGGCUCUGAAGAUUAACAAUGUGUUAGAAGAACUAAACAUUAGCAACAAUCGUAUUUCUCUGCAAGGAGCUGUACGUUUUGCAUUGUGUCUUAAAGAAAAUAAGAAUUUGAAAGCUUUACAGAUGUCUAGAAAUCCAAUGAAAAGUGAAGGCUGUUUUGCGGUUUUGAAAUCCAUCCAGGCAAACCCUGGCGCUGCCAUAGAAUCUUUGGAGUUCUGUGAUAUUGUGGUCAAUAAGGAGUUUGAUGAUUUGUAUAGUGCUCUGAAGGAAACUAUGCCAAACCUGUCUAUCAAACAUGGAGGAAACGCUGAUCUGUUCAAAAGAAGCAGUAUGAAGGCAGAUCCACUCGACAUAGUCAGGCAAUAUAUUAAGGAAAAUAGCCUUCAUCCAGCUGAGAUGUUUACUCAAACAGACAAGAGUAAUCUCAUGAACUAUGAGGAGUUUCAGCAGGAACUAACGAGAGCUGGAAUUAUAAUACCUAAAGAUGUGGCUGGAAAGGUAAUCGAGUUCCUGGACAAGGAUAAGAGUGGCAUAAUUGAUUUCAGUGUAUUUCAGCAAGCUAUUUCUACUUGAUAUGUCCAAUAAGAGAACCUGUCUGGCAGGAUGCAUCUGUAAUCUACUGGAACAUUAAUUUUGUCUGUCAGCUGUAAUACUCCAAAUAUACUGGCUAUGAGCUGC
Molecule: messenger RNA, 2231 nt
Organism: Pelobates fuscus (common spadefoot toad)
Lineage: Eukaryota; Metazoa; Chordata; Amphibia; Anura; Pelobatidae
Gene: LRRC74B
Product: leucine rich repeat containing 74B
Exons: 13
Coding region: 537-2126 (529 amino acids)
Molecular function (GO): protein binding
Source: RefSeq, a predicted model, not a curated record